CGACAACCAUCAACACAUUUCAAACUAUUGAAAUUUCAUUAUAGUAUCCCACAGAAAGCAUUUAUCAAGGCAAAAUGCCCUUAUUAACAAUUCGGUAAAUAUUAGAUACACCAAUUACUGUUCGUAAAUGGGACUUCCAUUGAGAGACCGGUAAUAAUGCUUUAUUAGAGUUGAGAAAUGCAAUCUCRUAACUUAUGAAUCAUUGAAUCCCUYGCUCUAAAGAAAMGYGCCGUGCGACAACGUUUUUGCUGUAGUGUGAUAACAGUGCCCCAGCGAUCGAUGCGUCAUAUAAUGGUGACUUUUCAAGUUCGAUACAUUUAUGCCAACAUGCGAGUAUCAUUCUUAGCGCUCUGUUUGGCUGUAUUAUCGAAGAACGCUUUUGGAAACAAGUAUGAUGAAGAAUUAUGCGGAAUAGGAUGGAAAAGCUACAAAGAAUCCUGUUACACAAUACAAGCCUCUUCAAAAACUUGGGAACAAAGCCGAGACGACUGCGUAGCUCGUAAUGGACAACUAAUAAAAAUAAACGACCAAGACGAACUGAAUUACGUGUAUGACACAUUCAUCAGGCCCUUGCACGGGCAGAGCGCAUGGAUUGGUCUGUCUAAGAUAGAUGGGAGGUUCCAGUGGCAAGACGGAAGUAACGUCACAUUCUCCAACUGGAACCCCGAUGAACCAAAUAACUUUGGAGGAGUAGAAAAGUGUGUGGAGCUGUUUGUCGACAGCGGGAAAUGGAACGAUAUUGAAUGCAAACACCCRAAACCUUCCAUUUGCAAAAAGGAUGAAGAAUUAUGCGGAAUAGGAUGGAAAAGCUACAAAGAAUCCUGUUACACAAUACAAGCCUCUUCAAAAACUUGGGAACAAAGCCGAGACGACUGCGUAGCUCGUAAUGGACAACURAUAAARAUAAACGACCAAGACGWRCUGAAUUACGUGUAUGACACGUUCAUCAGGCCCUUGCACGGGCAGAGCGCAUGGAUUGGUCUGUCUAAGAUAGAUGGGAGGUUCCAGUGGCAAGACGGAAGUAACGUCACAUUCUCCAACUGGAACCCCGAUGAACCAAAUAACUUUGGAGGAGUAGAAAAGUGUGUGGAGCUGUUUGUCGACAGCGGGAAAUGGAACGAUAUUGAAUGCAAACACCCRAAACCUUCCAUUUGCAAAAAGGCGAAAGUAAUGGUACAUCCAGAAAACUUGGUCAUGGCAUCCUUAUCUAACGUGGACUUUGCCCUUCGCGACCAUACCAUACAAAACAUCCUGGCUAUAGACGUCAUGGAAUGUUCUUCCUUUUGCUUUGCUGAACCGAACUGUUUUUCCAUAAAUUACCAAUAUGACAAKCAUGGGAAUAACCUGUGUGAGCUAAACAACUCUACCAAGGCAGUUGCUAAGCYUGGGUCAUUUGUAGAAAGACCUGGAUUCAUUUAUUAUGACUGAAAAUUAAUGCGCAGGAUUAAUAAUAUUUAUAAUAUUUAAUAAUGAUGUGCUGAACAUUUGUUUCGCUCGACAACCUUAAAACUGUAGAGAGUUUUAGAUUGACUUUUUUUCUCCCCGCAAACGGCAAACGUGACCACGUUUUCAUAGUUUUCCUGUAUUUUACUUUACCUUUUACAAACCUUCUCACCAAGCGCAAAUAUACUUCUUUUUUUUUUCUACUACUUGGACGUUUUUGCGAUUCUUUUUCAGAAAUUUAAAAUAAUUU
This is a messenger RNA of Actinia tenebrosa (Australian red waratah sea anemone), 1693 nucleotides long. Its product is annotated as C-type lectin lectoxin-Phi2. NCBI's taxonomy places the organism in Eukaryota, Metazoa, Cnidaria, Anthozoa, Actiniaria, Actiniidae. The record is from RefSeq and is a predicted model, not a curated record.